Aquila chrysaetos chrysaetos is the source of this 2023-nucleotide messenger RNA. RefSeq names its product RAB7A, member RAS oncogene family (gene RAB7A). Gene Ontology annotation, cellular component: late endosome; lysosome; phagocytic vesicle. The transcript is spliced from 6 exons. Bases 157 to 780 code for a protein of 207 amino acids. Gene Ontology annotation, biological process: endosome to lysosome transport; phagosome-lysosome fusion. Gene Ontology annotation, molecular function: GTP binding; GTPase activity. The record is from RefSeq and is a predicted model, not a curated record. NCBI's taxonomy places the organism in Eukaryota, Metazoa, Chordata, Aves, Accipitriformes, Accipitridae.
AGGGGCAGCGGGCGGGCCCCGUGACCGGAAGUUGUCGGGGGGGAGGCGGAAGUGAAAGCGGGGAGGCUGUUGGGCCCAUUAAAGCCGACCGAGGCGAGCGGGGGGGGUGGCAGCGAGUCUCGGGCGGGCGCCGCGGCACACGCACCAGUGUAAAAGAUGACUUCUAGGAAGAAAGUGUUACUGAAAGUCAUCAUCCUUGGAGACUCUGGGGUGGGAAAGACAUCGCUUAUGAACCAGUAUGUGAACAAGAAAUUCAGUAACCAGUACAAGGCUACGAUAGGCGCAGACUUCCUGACAAAAGAGGUCAUGGUGGAUGACAGGCUAGUGACAAUGCAGAUAUGGGAUACAGCAGGACAAGAACGAUUUCAGUCUUUGGGAGUUGCCUUCUACAGGGGAGCAGACUGCUGUGUGCUGGUGUUUGAUGUCACAGCCCCCAACACAUUCAAAACCCUAGACAGCUGGAGGGACGAAUUCCUCAUUCAGGCCAGUCCAAGGGAUCCUGAGAACUUUCCUUUUGUUGUGCUGGGAAACAAGAUUGACCUAGAAAACAGACAAGUCACCACAAAACGGGCACAAGCCUGGUGCUACAGUAAAAACAACAUCCCCUACUUUGAAACCAGUGCCAAGGAGGCCAUUAAUGUGGAACAAGCUUUCCAGACGAUUGCACGAAAUGCACUUAAACAGGAAACCGAAGUGGAGCUUUACAAUGAAUUCCCCGAACCCAUCAAACUAGACAAGAAUGACCGAGUGAAGGCUUCUGCGGAGAGCUGCAGCUGCUGAGGGGAGAGGGAGGGGUUGAGCACAGUCCUUCACAAAUGAAUAUCACACUUAGGCCUUCAAACACACAGCCCCUCUUCUGUGUUUAAAACGAAAUUUAAAAAAAUUUCCAUCUCCAGCUGCCAAAAUCCACCCAUCUUCCAUGAGCAUCUGUGAGUCCUGUACUUCAGAGCUCGUGUCCCCACACCAUCCACAUCACACUUCAUGGUAACAGACCUUUCUCUUAGUUUAAAAUGGAAACUCUUAUGUAUGUUUGGAACUGAAUCUAAUUCCAGGUGUCCAAUGGAGAGAAACUGUUUACAGGUAAUCUGUGUAACAAGUUACAUACAUUUUUAACUGUCUCGUGUUUUUCCCCUGUGAAGGCUGCAACUGGAAAGGCUGAUUACCCAUAGUUCAUUGCAAGCUCAGCACUCAGUCCAACUAGGUUGAGUUUUGUAUGUAUCUCUGUUAAUGCUUGUUACUUUUAACUAAUCAAAUCUUUUUACAGUAUCCAUGUAUUAUGUAAUGCUUCUUUAGGAAAAAUCUUAUAGUACAUGUUAAUAUAUGCAACCAAUUAAAAAUGUAUAAAUUAGUGUAAAAUUCCUGAAUUACAUGUUCAAGUACUGAAACACAGAUUGUGUAGAAAGUGAGGAGGACACUUGUGAACUGCAGCGUGCUAGCAACACAAAGUCCAGAUAGAGGCAGUAUUCUGUACAGUGGAGAUGAACUAUGUAAGCCUUCUUGUUUUGAGGCCAAAAAGGCUUCAUCUUCUGGAAAAUCUGUCUGGCUUCCUUGUAUCUAAAUUCUCAGAUUUGCAUAACAGCAUUGAUAUGCACACUGGAUUAUUGGAUUUAAAAUUAAAUACAGCUAUGAAAUGACCUCAUUUGUUCACCUCCCCUACUGCUUAACUCCUAACAUCCUGGAGCGAGUGUGAGAAGAAGCCAGAGCUGAGGUGUCCCAGUGGCUCUUUGUACUGUGGAAGGAGCUCCUCUCCCAUCUGGGUUGUGGUAGCUGUUUCUUGAUGAAUGACCUGGACUAUGAUCUUCCCUUUCUUCUUACUGACUGCUAAUCUGGAUUUUUGGUAUGGAAAAACUUGGCAAUCUAGUCCCUUUCCUCUCUUCCUUUCUUCCUGGUAUUUGUUCUUGCGUUUGUAGCUUGCUUAAAUGGAGCCCUUCUACCUGUUUUCCAGAGGUCUACAUUCUAGUACGUAGGCUGAGCUCUUAUGUAAAGAGACAAACAUGAUGCCAAUAAACUUAACAAGAACAAA